Messenger RNA from Entelurus aequoreus (snake pipefish), 5651 nucleotides. RefSeq names its product zinc finger, matrin-type 3 (gene zmat3). NCBI's taxonomy places the organism in Eukaryota, Metazoa, Chordata, Actinopteri, Syngnathiformes, Syngnathidae. Bases 1 to 1410 code for a protein of 469 amino acids. The record is from RefSeq and is a predicted model, not a curated record. Gene Ontology annotation, molecular function: zinc ion binding; nucleic acid binding. The transcript is spliced from 6 exons.
AUGACGCUGCAGCUGAGGAACCAGGACGCAGCCUACUAUCAGACUGCACACUACCGCAGGAAUCUUACCGGUGUCAGCAGCCAUUAUCUCCCCCCUUUGCCAGGUCCAGAGACCAUGUUGAAGCCUGCCCUCAGUCUCUUUAGCCAUCCACAGCAGCCUUUUCAACACAUGGACUCUUUGCACCAGCUGGGACCUCCACCUAUGUUGCCUACACAGACUCUCCGCCCUCCACCAGUCGGCCCCACCCCUGCAAUUGGACCGCCAAAUAUCCCUCCCGCCCAGACUUUGGGGCCCCCUCCCAUCCCUGCUACUCACACCUUGAGGCCUCCUGCACACAGCCUGGGCCCACCACCAGUGGUUCCUGCUCAGCCACUGGGGCCCCUUUCUAUGAUGCAAAACUUGGGUCCUCUGUGUCUGGACCAUGCAAUGGUGCCUCCCUCCUUAGAGCUCACACAACCACCUCUGAACAAUGCACAUGCAUUGGUGACCCCAGUGCCUGCUGGAGCUAACAGAUUCCCCUUGCCCUCCCCUCUUACUUCUAGCCCAGAAUCCACACAACUGCACCUAAGAUCUGGACCUCCGCUGAUCUCAUCCCCCGUGUGCGGCCUUAUUCAAUGCCCUCCUCGGGGUCCCACGGCCCCAGACUGCGAGCAGUCCCAGGAUGAGGGCUCUCCUCUGGGUGGGGAAGAACAGGAAGACACUUUUGGCCUGGAAGAACUUUGUAAACCAUUGUACUGUAAACUUUGCAAUGUUACCCUCAACUCAGCUCAGCAGGCACAGGCUCACUACCAGGGGAAGAACCACAGUAAGAAGUUGCGAAACUUCUACGCCGGCAGCCAACAGCCACCAGCCAUCAGGAUCCCAGAGGUCCUGGAGGUGGCUGGCCAGACAAACCUCAUCUCAGGAUCCAAUGAGAGCGAUACCGCAAGGCUGGCUCUGUAUAAGGGGCCCACCCGGGUCAUUUUGGCCACAGAGAAUGAUUACUGCAAGCUGUGUGACGCCUCCUUCAGCUCGCAGUCAGUCGCGCAGGCUCACUACCAGGGCAAGAACCAUGCAAAGAAACUGCGGCUCGCCGAGGCUCAGCAGAACAUCAACAUGGACGGGAGUGGCGAAGUGACCCCGAGACGGAGCAGGAAAGACAGCAGCGAGUACAGACUGGUGAAAAGUCGUCGUAGCCCUCAGCUUCUUACCUCGUUGCAAGGGCCAUAUUACAACCCAAGACCGAGGCAGCGGAUCCCUCGAGAUCUAGCCAUGUGUGUGACCCCCAGCGGACAGUUCUACUGCUCCAUGUGCAACUGCGGGGCAGAACAGGAAGCGGACUUCAGACAGCAUCUGGAAAGCAAGCAACACAAAGCAAAAGUGUCGGAGUUAAGGUACCGCAACGAGAUGGAGAACCUGGGCUACAGCUAAGAAGAAGAUAGGCCGAGGGACAACAUGCGACCAAAGUAGGGGCAUUUUUCCUGAGGGAUUAGUGUUGUAGCAUUUUUGGGGUCCACCAAGAAAAUUGAAAUCUAAAUUAUUCAAGUGAAAUAUUAUAUUUCUGGUCCGUUUUUUUGUUUUUUAAUUCUAACUCAGGAUGGAGGUGAAUUAAAAAAAAAGGUCUUUCAGAAGACGAGGAGGACGAAUGCAUGCGGAUGCAGACUGCGCUCAUCUUGUGCACCAAUCAGAUCAAAUCCAAAGCACAACCAAUCACGUGGCAGGAAUACGACCCAUGUGACAUGAAUCUGUCGGCCUUCGCUGACCCUCAGCGGUUCUUUGACUGACCUUGUUUGUGCCUUCUUUGGAAUCAAGAGUCAUCUUCAGGCAGUGUAGUUAAACUGGUUUUCUAUAUUCCUGCUCUAUUCUGCACAGAACAAGGUUUAAGUCAAUAGUAUUACAACUUAUUAAGAGAUAUAGUGCAGGAAAAAUUAGAUUAUGUUGAGCUAUUAUACUGUAAAUAUCACGAGGACAAAAUGUGACGGUUACACAAGAAAGUGGUCAAAGAAGUUAGUCACAAUAAUGCAACAUAGUCAGAGAUUAUUCUUUAUCCUGAUCUUAUUGGACUAUUGUAAAAGUACUGAUAUUAUUCCAUCCAAUAUUAACUUAUUGACAAGCUCAGCCAGAAUCAAUCAAUGUUUACUUAUAUAGCCCUAAAUCACGAGUGUCUCAAAGGGCUGCACAAGCCACGACGACAUCCUGGGCUCGGAUCCCACAUCAGGGCAAGGAAAAACUCAACCCAAUGAAACCUGAUGAGUUGAAUACUUGGCAAAGUCAUCGCGCGGGCCGGAUAAAACCGUACGUUUGACACCCCUGAUUUUGAGUUAAAGUUAAUGAUACAUUGUAGAAUCAUUUUAAGUGAAUAUGACUUCAUGAUGAGUGCAUGUGGACUUGUGAGCGCCACUGUACCUGUGUUGAGAAAAACAAACAAAACACAACCAAUUAUAAUUAAUGGUGUUUAUAGUCUUUUGCCACUUUACUGUGUUAUUUACAGCUAAAACACACAUUUAAUUAGCAUUCUCAGUUUGCUUCUUUGCUCAAAGGCCAGUCAAAUGAUUUCAACUAGAGAUGUCCGAUAAUAUCGGACUGCCGAUAUUAUCGGCUGAUAAAUGCUUUAAAAUGUAAUAUCGGAAAUUAUCGGUAUCGGUUUCAAAAAGUAAAAUGUAUGACUUUUUAAAAACGCCGCUGUGUACACGGACGUAGGGAGAAGUACAGAGCGCCAAUAAACCUUAAAGGCACUGCCUUUGCGUGCCGGCCCUGUCACAUAAUAUCUACGGCUUUCCACACACACACAAGUGAAUGCAAUGCAUACUUGGUCAACAGCCAUACAGGUCACACUGAGGGUGACCGUAUAAACAACUUUAACACUGUUACAAAUAUGCGCCACACUGUGAACCCGCACCAAACAAGAAUGACAAACACAUUUCGGGAGAACAUCCGCACCGUAACACAACAUAAACACAACAGAACAAAUACCCAGAACCCCUUGCAGCACUCGUCCGGGACGCUACAAUAUACACCCCCUGCUACCCAAAACCCCACCUCAACCCCGCCCAUCUCAACCUCCUCAUGCUCUCUCAGGGAGAGCAUGUCCCAAAUUCCAAGCUGCUGUUUUGAGGCAUGUUACCAUUAUCGGACAUCUCUAAUUUCAACCAUUUUAGUGUAGAAUGGUACAUGGGUUAUACUUUUUCCCCCCCUGAGUUGGUACCUUUUUUUUGGUUUUCGUUGGUACCUUUUUUUGUCUGUGUUGCUACCUUUUUUUGCCUGUUUUGGUACCUUUUUUGGUCUAUGUUGGUACCUUUUUUUUUUUUGUCUAUGUUAGUACCUUUUUUUUUUGUCUGUGUUGGUACCUUUUUUUUGGUCUGUGUUGGUACCUUUUUUUGCCUAUGUUGCUACCUUUUUUUUUUUGCCUGUGUUGGUACCUUUUUUUGUCUGUGUUGGUACCUUUUUUUUGCCUGUUUUGGUACCUUUUCUUGUCUAUGUUGGUACCUUUUUUUGUCUGUGUUGCUACCUUUUUUUUUGCCUGUGUUGGUACCUUUUUUUGUCUAUGUUGGUACCUUUUUUUAGGCAUAAUAAUGUGUUAAUUCCACGACUGUAUAUAUCGGUAUCGGUUGAUAUCGGAAUCGGUAAUUAAGAGUUGGACAAUAUCGGAAUAUCGGAUAUCGGCAAAAAAGCCAUUAUCGGACAUCUCUAAUUUCAACCAUUUUAGUGUAGAAUGGUAAAUGGGUUAUACUUUUUUUUCCCCUGAGUUGGUACCUUUUUUUUGGUUUUCGUUGGUACCUUUUUUUGUCUGUGUUGCUACCUUUUUAUGCCUGUUUUGGUACCUUUUUUUGUCUAUGUUGGUACCUUUUUUUUUGUCUAUGUUGGUACCUUUUUUUUUGUCUGUGUUGGUACCUUUUGUCUGUGUUGGUACCUUUUUUUGCCUAUGUUGCUACCUUUUUUUUUGCCUAUGUUGCUACCUUUUUUUGCCUGUGUUGGUACCUUUUUUUUGUCUGUGUUGGUACCUUUUUUUGCCUGUUUUGGUACCUUUUCUUGUCUAUGUUGGUACCUUUUUUUUUGUCUGUGUUGGUACCAUUUUUUGUCUGUGUUGCUACCUUUUUUUUGCCUGUGUUGGUACCUUUUUUGUCUAUGUUGGUACCUUUUUUUAGGCAUAAUGUGUUAAUUCCACGACUGUAUAUAUCGGUAUCGGUUGAUAUCGGAAUCGGUAAUUAAGAGUUGGACAAUAUCGGAAUAUCGGAUAUCUGCAAAAAAGCCAUUAUCGGACAUCUCUAAUUUCAACCAUUUUAGUGUAGAAUGGUAAAUGGGUUACACUUUUUUUCCCCCCUGAGUUGGUACCUCUUUUUUGGUUUUCGUUGGUACCUUUUUUGUCUCUGUUGGUACCUUUUUUUUGUCUGUGUUGGUACCUUUUUUUGUCUGAGUUAGUACCUUUUUUUUGGUCUAAGUUGCUACCUUUUUUUUGCUUGUGUUGGUACCUUUUUUUGUCUAUGUUGGUACCCUUUUUUUGUCUAUGUUGGUACUUUUUUUUAGGCAUAAUAAUGUGUUAAUUCCAUGACUGUAUAUAUCGGUAUCGGUUGAUAUCGGAAUCGGUAAUUAAAAGUUGGACAAUAUCGGAAUAUCGGCAAAAAAGCCAUUAUCGGACAUCUCUAAUUUCAACCAUUUUAGUGUAGAAUGGUAAAUGGGUUAUACUUGUUUAGCACUUUUCUACCUUCAAGGUACUCAAAGCGCUUUGACACUAUUUCCACAUUCACCCAUUCACACACACAUUCACACACUGAUGAUGGCGGGAGCUGCCAUGCAAGGUGCUAACCAUGAGGUUAUCAUCAGGAGCAAGGGUGAAGUGUCUUGCUCAAGGACACAACGGACGUGAUGAAGGUUGGGGAUCGAACCAGGAACCCUGGUCCCCAGAAGAAGUAGAAGUGUCGCGCACUCUACAAAAUACACAAUAACUGCUGUGAGGAUGUCUUGGCUCACUAUGAGGGACUUUAAGGGCCGAGGCGCUGCAGGGAGACUACAAGAUGAGCAAUGGAGGGAGAAGAAACUGCUGAGCUGUUGUUUUACUCACUGAGCACGGUGGCCUGUGAGGGGACAAGCAAGCAUUUCUUCCAGGAGUUGGCAGCAUGUCGGAGGGCCAGAGGUGUUACAAACGCUGUGUGGAAAAAGGCCACAGAUGUGGUUCUUUAUUAUUAUUAGUUGUUGGGAAGACUUGACACUGCAUGAGGCCACCACGGUACUUACCUCCUUUGCAUGAGAGCCGGGCCAUGGACUUGGAGCCAUUUGCGUGCCAAGAAGGAAUGGUGUAAUACAUAUGACCUUUUUUUAUUUAUUAUUAUUGCUAAGCAAAGUGUCUUGCACAUUGAUCUGGUUGCAUAUUUAACAAAUACAAUUAAAAAUAUUAAUUUAAACCACUUUGAAUACUGGAAAAUAGUUUGUGUUUCCUGUCUCGUUUCCUGAAAUUAAGAGUUUACCAUGAAGUAGUCCUCCAGAAAUGUUAUUUAUUCAUAUUAAAAUGAAUAUUUUUAUUUGGAUCAAGUGAAAUUACUCAAAUAGAAAACAAUGCUAGGUAUGAACAAACUAACAGAUUUAUUAUUAACCCUCUGGAAUGGACUUAUACUGGCUUUAAUUAACAGGGGACCUAUUAUGCAAAACUGAAUUUUUUUGUCUUUGUUGGUACCUUU